Solanum pennellii is the source of this 1438-nucleotide messenger RNA. RefSeq names its product mitochondrial import inner membrane translocase subunit TIM17-2-like. The coding region runs from base 395 to 1096 and encodes 233 amino acids. NCBI's taxonomy places the organism in Eukaryota, Viridiplantae, Streptophyta, Magnoliopsida, Solanales, Solanaceae. Gene Ontology annotation, biological process: protein import into mitochondrial matrix. Gene Ontology annotation, molecular function: transmembrane protein transporter activity. The transcript has 4 exons. Gene Ontology annotation, cellular component: mitochondrial inner membrane; TIM23 mitochondrial import inner membrane translocase complex. The record is from RefSeq and is a predicted model, not a curated record.
CACACAAAUUCUUCAGUGUGUAAUAACCCACAUGAUAUCGGGUAUUACCCAUUUAAAUUCGGGUCAAAAAGCCCUCUUUUACUAGCUCUUAGGUUUUCCAGCUUAUUCUCCCUUUCUGCGUCUCUCACCUGGAGUCGGUCGGUCGGUGCCACUGCCUCUCCGUCAGAUAAAUCUGUCUACCGAAGCGGAGAAAUUGCCUAGUGUUUUUUCUUUGCGCUGGGAUUUGAACCUGAGAGCUCAUAGGUCUAAACCCACUUUGUUGACUACCAGGAUACACUUUUGGUCAAUAUCAAAUCAAACCGAUCACUUUCUUGGAAAGUAAAAGCAGCCCUGCUUUGUCGGUGUCAUACCUCUAAACCUUUUUCUUCCUAGUCAGUGCUUAUCCCGUGAAACAAUGGGAACACCAGAGACUUCUCGUGAACCUUGCCCUGACCGUAUACUUGAUGAUGUUGGCGGAGCAUUUGGCAUGGGUGCUGUUGGAGGUUCAGCCUUCCACUUCUUAAAAGGCAUAUACAACUCACCAAAAGGUGAGCGCUUGAUUGGCGGUACACAGGCAGUGCGCAUGAAUGCUCCUCGUAUUGGUGGUAGUUUUGCUGUGUGGGGUGGGCUUUUCUCCUCAUUUGAUUGUACAAUGGUUUAUCUCCGGCAGAAAGAAGAUCCUUGGAACUCUAUUAUUGCUGGUGCAGCAACUGGUGGCUUUCUACAGAUGCGGCAGGGACUGGGUGCUGCUUCUAGAUCAGCACUGUUUGGUGGAGUUUUACUUGCCUUGAUAGAGGGAGCUGGAAUUAUGUUAAAUAAAGUCAUGAGUGCUCCGCAGAACUUCCCACCCAUGGAGGAGCCACUACCUAAUGUCCCUGGAGUGCCUGGAUAUCCAUCUGGGCAGCUGCCUGGUCAACCAAUGGGGCAGCUUCCUGGUCAAGCUCCAGGAAGUAUUGAUGGUAUGAUGGCAGAAUCAUCAGCACCAUCCUCUUCUUCCUGGUUUGGAGGACUUUUUGGUGGUGGAAAGAAGGAGGAGACGGUGAUAGGUGGUGGUAGCAAGACACAGGUUUUAGAGAGCUUUGAUGCUCCUAUACCACCUACCUUCGAGUUUAAAUGAGUUCAAGAGAUGAUUUAAUUUUCAGAGGGAGGCUGUCGGUGGUCAGUACACUGUCUCAGCUGUUGAUCCAAUGCCAAUUUUGGUGCUAGUAAAUGGCUUGUUAUGGAUCUGAUAAUAACAUAGUGCGUUUAUAGUUAAUCUACAGAGGAUUCGACUUAAAAGUAAUAUUGCAUCAUAGGUUGGUUUUAGUGGUAUUUACUUUUUGAUUAUUGUAUGAGUUGACUAGUAAUUGCUCAAACAAAUCGAAAAAUAAUAUGGAACAUUUGUGGUUGUAUAUGCUAACACCUGCUUAGGCAGCAUCUUUUUGCAUUUUUUAAACUACAUGUUAUUAUGCUUCCUUGA